Diaporthe amygdali is the source of this 996-nucleotide messenger RNA. RefSeq names its product ldo keto. Lineage: Eukaryota; Fungi; Ascomycota; Sordariomycetes; Diaporthales; Diaporthaceae. The transcript is spliced from 3 exons. The coding region runs from base 1 to 996 and encodes 331 amino acids. The record is from RefSeq and is a predicted model, not a curated record.
AUGUCCAAAGCUCAACAUCCAAUCAUCGUCCUCGGCGCUGCUAAUGUUGGUGAUAAGAAAGCCGAUAAUAUGGCCAAAUAUGAUACGCCUGACGAGGUGAAGAUCUUUCUUGAUACCUUCUAUGAGCGUGGCGGCCGCCAUAUCGAUACCUCCCGCAACUACUCGCCCGGAGCAGUCGGCUCGUCCGAGCCCCGUCUCGGAGCUGUAGAUGCUGGGUCGCGCUUCAACAUCGACACGAAGAUCCUCGGGCUCCCUGGUAAUGGACCUUUUCAUAACGCUCAGCAAAUCAAGGCAAGCAUCAACGCUUCCAUCGCAGACUUGGCGCUCCCGGCUGCUGUCAAGAUCGACGUCAUGUAUUUGCACAUGCCUGACCGCGAAACUCCGUUUGAGGAGACAUACGAGGCUAUUGAUCAAGCGUAUCAGGAAGGAAAGUUCAAGCGCUUUGGGUUAUCGAACUACACCGCAGACGAGGUGGAGCAGUUCGUAGCAAUUGGCAAGGAGAAGGGAUAUGUUGCUCCCACCGUCUACCAGGGGCAGUACAACCCGGUCGUUAGAUCCGGGGAGGAAAGCUUGUUUCCAGUGCUUAAAAAACACGGCAUCGCAUUUUAUGCAUACAGCCCCGCCGCUGCGGGUGUCUUCGUGGGAGGCCAGAAAAAUGCUCCGUCUGGUGGUCGGUUUGACACGUCUCACCGAGUGGGGCAGCACUAUAUGAACAUGUACUCCAAGCCCAAGAUUGCAAGCGCUGUGGACAAAACUACGGAAGUAGCGGCCAAGCAUGGUAUUAACGGCCAUGCGGCGGCUCUGAGAUGGACCACGUACCACAGCAAACUUGAUCCUGCAAACGGUGACACUGUCAUUAUCGGAGCAUCUAGCACCGCUCAGCUUGCCGCAAAUUUGGACAUCAUUGACCAAGGGCCGUUGCCACAGGACGUGGUGGAAGCCGUGGAUGAAGUUUACGGGCAACUUGGCGAGGACGCUAUCGCGUAUCAUCUAUGA